Wasmannia auropunctata (little fire ant) is the source of this 752-nucleotide messenger RNA. RefSeq lists its product as uncharacterized. The record is from RefSeq and is a predicted model, not a curated record. Lineage: Eukaryota; Metazoa; Arthropoda; Insecta; Hymenoptera; Formicidae. The transcript is spliced from 2 exons. The coding region runs from base 430 to 735 and encodes 101 amino acids.
AUGUGUUUUGUGAGUUGCUGACGCAAUUAUUCGACAUUGUUAAGAUGUAUUUUUGAUUAUUUUUAAUUCUGCAUACGAAAUUUGAAAGACAUGAUUGAUUUUGGUACUGACGAUUGACUUUGGUUAAAGCUUCGCUUGGAAACUGUUGCUAUUAUAGGAAGAAGAAGAAGUGAACUCGACAAUUGACACACAUUCUAAAACCCAAAUUUCGGUGCUUGAAGUGGAUCAAAAGUGUAUAAAAAAUGUUUUCAAUUGUUAAAACAAUUGAACAAAACAAAGUGUUUUUUACCACAGUUCCUGACGACUAGAUUGUGAAUGAUACUUUAUAUUUUCCAAUGGGAAAGGAUUGGAAAAAUCUGAGAAAAAGAAAAUGUAAACCGGAAUUAGAUUGGAAAACAUUCAAAUGUUCGAUCAAAAAAAAAAGGUUUUAUGAAAUUAGAAGAUGCUCUUCAAGAGGAGAAAAAAAUUGUCGAAUUUGAUGACACUGAAGAAGAAGAAGAAGAGCAUGUCAGAAACAUAAUCGAAAAAAGGAAGCACCCAUGUAAAAUAAACUCCAUGAAGAGUAUGCGAGACUAUAAUGACAGAUUUUGUGAUGCUUCUUCGAUAUUAACAAUAAAUCCUGAGAACAAUCCGAUCGAAAAUAAAUCAUCAACUACUGAAGAAGAAAUAUCCCCAUCACAUAAAAAACGUAAAAAUGAAGUAAAAUCAAGUAUGUUUACGAUUAAAGUAUAUUGAGAUUUUAAUAUACUUUU